UGGAUCAUAUGACAGGACUAAGCUUGAAGCCUUCUUAUUACGCUACAUGGAAGAUGGCCUUAUAUUGGACGGUGUUAUGGCUCAGGACAUAAACCAAGCAUCUUCAUUUUGGAGAAUUCGUGAGGGUAUAACCGAAGCAUCAACGAAACAAGGAGCUGUGUACAAGUAUGACUUAUCUCUACCUGUUGAAAAGCUCUAUGAUAUUGUUGAUGAAAUGAGAGAAAGGCUUGGGCAAGUUGCUAAAGUAAUCGGGUAUGGCCACCUUGGAGAUGGUAAUUUGCACUUAAAUAUACUAACAAACCAGUAUGAUGAUGAUGUUCUUGCACAAAUCGAACCCUUUGUAUAUCAGUGGACAUCAAAUCACAGGGGAAGUAUCAGCGCCGAGCAUGGAUUGGGAUUAAUGAAAGCAGAUAAAAUUCACUACAGCAAGUCUUCUGAAACUGUUCGACUUAUGGCUUCAAUCAAGAAACUACUGGAUCCCAACGGAAUAAUGAAUCCUUACAAAGUUCUGCCUCGUUCUUUGCUCGCAAACUGAGGAAAACUGCUUUCUUGUAUGGGAUUGCUAGUGCCAUUGCCUGUAUAUAAAGCUGUGUCCAACUCUAUAAGCUGUUCUGAGCAGAACUUUAUUUUGAGCAGAUGUCCGUCUCGUUGUCAACAAUAUAUACAUAAAUUUAUCUUUAGGGACUGGUUCUUUGUAAAUAUCGUUGCAAGAGAAGCUGUUAGGGCCGUGUCCAUGCAAUGGACUUUUUUUUUAUGAAUAACAAAUCUUCAUAUUGUUCUAAUGAGAUGUUGUAUACAUGUUGCAAGAAGUUAGAAUCAAGUUUGGAAGUGUAUAAAGCAAGAUAACAAGUUAAUCAAAGAAAAAAAAUCAGGAGUGAAACUCUAUUUUGAGCAUAUGUUUUGGUGAUAUAUAUGUUGAGAUAUAAAUAUUUAGUUAGACGUCGUCGAAACAGUCAGCAGCAGGUAGAGAGCAUACAUUUGAGACUGAAACUUGUACGAGCCAUAACUUUUGACUUGGUUAUUGGAUUCGUUAUUGUAAUAGCUUUCGGAAUGCUCUUGAUCUGAUCUAUGUAAUCAUUGAUGGUAGAUUGAGCCUA
This is a messenger RNA of Asparagus officinalis (garden asparagus), 1097 nucleotides long. Its product is annotated as probable D-2-hydroxyglutarate dehydrogenase, mitochondrial. The record is from RefSeq and is a predicted model, not a curated record. NCBI's taxonomy places the organism in Eukaryota, Viridiplantae, Streptophyta, Magnoliopsida, Asparagales, Asparagaceae. The transcript is spliced from 7 exons. Bases 47 to 535 code for a protein of 162 amino acids. Gene Ontology annotation, molecular function: catalytic activity; flavin adenine dinucleotide binding. Gene Ontology annotation, cellular component: mitochondrion.